Messenger RNA from Fraxinus pennsylvanica, 1689 nucleotides. The record is from the annotation of a GenBank genome assembly. Lineage: Eukaryota; Viridiplantae; Streptophyta; Magnoliopsida; Lamiales; Oleaceae.
AUGGCUAACACUUGCACAACCAUUGCCUCUACUCCCUGUUCGAAAAGCGGUUUCGGGUUCGGUACCGGGCUCGGAACCCGAGUUCGAUUCGCCGGCUAUUCAACUCACCGAGUCGCGGCAGCGACAGCAGCCUCCGCUAUGGCCACUCCCUCCACUGUCUCCAAUGCUAUUCUUCCCGCCCGGAACAAUCUAGUCUUCGUUAAAGGAGGGCCAACUCGCAGACAUUCCGUUCGAGUUGACUCAGUUGGAGCCAGUCGCUUCACUCACCACCGUCUCUGCUCUCCGUCAUUUCGCGUCUCCGCCACUUCUUCCACCGAGGAGCUAUCUAGCUCUACAGCUCCGGAUAUUGAGAAUCUGGUAAUUAUAGGAUCAGGUCCUGCAGGCUACACAGCGGCAAUUUAUGCCGCUCGAGCCAACUUGAAGCCUUUAGUAUUUGAGGGAUAUCAAGUAGGUGGUGUUCCUGGAGGACAAUUAAUGACCACAACUGAAGUAGAGAACUUCCCUGGGUUUCCAGAUGGAAUAACUGGUCCAGACUUAAUGGACAGGAUUCGGAAGCAAGCUGAGCGCUGGGGAGCAGAGUUAUUUCAAGAAGAUGUGGAAUUAAUUGAUGUCAAAAACAUGCCUUUCACUGUGCAAAGUAGUGAACGCAAGGUAAAAUGUAAUAGUCUUAUUGUUGCUACUGGAGCUACUGCAAAGCGGUUGGGGUUACCUCGUGAAGAUGAAUUUUGGAGUAGGGGAAUUAGUGCUUGUGCAAUAUGUGAUGGAGCAUCGCCAUUGUUUAAAGGUCAAGUCCUUGCUGUGGUUGGAGGAGGUGAUACAGCUACAGAGGAAGCAUUAUACUUGACAAAAUAUGCCCGCCGUGUUCAUUUGCUCGUACGCAGUGACCAACUAAGGGCAUCAAAAGCUAUGCAAGAUAGAGUUUUUAACAACCCAAACGUCACCGUGCACUUCAAUACAGAGACUAUGGAUGUCGUCAGCAAUAUGAAAGGGCAGAUGUCGGGUAUUUUGAUAAAAAACCGGGACACUCAAGAAGAAUCAGUGCUGGAGGCAAAAGGCUUGUUUUAUGGAAUAGGUCAUUCACCAAAUAGCAAGUUGUUGGAAGGACAGGUUGAUCUUGAUGAAGCAGGCUAUAUUUUGGUCGAGGAAGGCACUGCAAAGACUUCUGUAGAAGGAGUAUUUGCCGCUGGAGAUGUACAGGAUCAUGAAUGGAGGCAAGCCGUUACCGCAGCUGGAUCAGGUUGUGUUGCAGCACUAUCGGUGGAAAGAUAUCUUACAAGCAAAAAUCUCCUGAUUGAAUUCCACCAGCCAAAGACUGAAGAGGUGAAGAAAGAGCUUACUGACAGAGAUGUACUAGAAGGGUUUGAUAUCACUCUUACAAAGCACAAAGGCCAGUAUUCUUUAAGAAAGUUGUAUCAUGAAAGUCCAAGGCUUGUAUGUGUACUGUAUACUUCGCCAACAUGUGGUCCUUGUAGGACCUUGAAACCAAUUCUUGGGAAGGUGAUAGAUGAAUUUGACCAGAAUGUGCAUUUCGUUGAGAUUGAUAUUGAAGAAGAUCCAGAGAUUGCUGAGGCAGCUGGAAUUAUGGGUACACCAUGUGUGCAGUUUUUCAAGAACAAGGAAAUGUUGAGGAUUGUAUCAGGUGUCAAAAUGAAGAAAGAGUACAGAGAGUUUAUUGAAGCAAAUAAAUGA